This is a messenger RNA of Stegodyphus dumicola, 411 nucleotides long. RefSeq names its product vegetative cell wall protein gp1-like. NCBI's taxonomy places the organism in Eukaryota, Metazoa, Arthropoda, Arachnida, Araneae, Eresidae. The record is from RefSeq and is a predicted model, not a curated record.
AUGGCAAAACGUUCUGAAGAAGUUAUGGAUAAAAAUAUCAAUAACAAUGAAAAUAUGGAGAGACCAAAAUUAUUCUGCCCACGAAUAUAUAUCUCGUCCUGCUGCUCCUUCUCCUACUUUUGCUCCACCUCUUGCUGCUCCUUCUCCUGCUCCUCCUCUCCUGCGCUUCCUCUUGCUGCUCCUCUUUCUCCUGCUGCUCCUCUUUCUGCUCCUUCUCCUGCUUCUGCGCCUUCUCUUGCUGCUCCUCCUUCUCCUGCUGCUCCUCUUCCUUCUGCUGUUCCUCCUGCCGCUCCUCUUCCUGCUGCUCCUCCUCGUCAGCUUACUCCUCUUCCUGCUGCUCCUCCUGCGGCUCCUCCUCUUGGAACAGCAGGAGGAGGAGUAGCAGCAGCUGGAGAAGGAGGAGCACGAUGA